Molecule: messenger RNA, 1401 nt
Organism: Cantharellus anzutake
Lineage: Eukaryota; Fungi; Basidiomycota; Agaricomycetes; Cantharellales; Hydnaceae
Exons: 6
Coding region: 17-1072 (351 amino acids)
Biological process (GO): mitotic sister chromatid segregation
Cellular component (GO): spindle midzone; chromosome passenger complex; chromosome, centromeric region
Source: RefSeq, a predicted model, not a curated record
CGUCACGUCCUCGCACAUGUUCGAAACGCCAAAGACUAACCGCACGCGCCCGCAGAAGGCCUACACCGCGCGAGAAAAGUCCCAAAUACUAGAGAACCUUGAUAUUGAGUUUGAGGCACGUCUGAAAGGAAUCCGUAUCGAGCUAGAUCAAUGCCUAGAUCGUAUUCUCUUCGUGUCUCGCAAUCGUAUUACCAGGAUAUCAGAAGCGGCUCGCAACAUCACGCUGAGGGAAUUCGGUGCGACCUAUGGCGGAAACUAUGACCAGUUAGUACGGGGCAUCGCCACGAUGAAUACGAAAGACCUCGACAAUUUACCUCCUCCUACGGUGUCAAAGAGGAAGCGUGACGAUGCCAGUGAUGCUCCAGAUGUGCCCGGUGACACAGGAGAGAGACGCGCGAAAACCGCCCGUCAGGUUUGUCCUUCCCCAAAAAAAACAAAAGGUCCCCUAGCCACCCCUGGCGUGGCCCCGUCAUCGUCUCGACGCCUCCCAUCAUCUCGUAUCAAUGCCACCCCAUCUCGCUUACCAUCAAAACCGCGUUUACCCCCCCUCAAUUUUCCUUCUAGGCCAUCUCAGCCUGCUUUUCCGCAUUCUUCCUCUGUUUUCCGAGCUCCAGACAGCAAAACUCCUCUACCUGCAUAUCCUCGAUCGGCGCGACCGGAUGAAGUCCUCAUGAGCGAGAACGGAAGUCCGGUAGCUAAUCCGCUUGCGAAAACGAGGAAAUCAGGCCCUGAUCACGCAGCUGCAGCAGUUGGAAUAAGACCCGUGAUUGCGUCCGUAGGCUCACCGCCAGCAUCUAUUGAUACAGGAGACCCGUCUGGGAGAAAGGAUGGAUCCGGACAAAGUGGAAUGAGCCGUGAAUCUGAACGUGCUUUCUUAAACAUCCAGACGAGUACAGGCGAGUCGGUAUCCUUUGAUCCGCUUCUGACCUCCCCUGCAUCCCUGGCCUCACGCACAGACAUAUCGGACUCGGCCAGACAGGAUGUGUGGGAUAAGAUUGCUCGAAUAGCGGAAGCGUUUACUCGUUCUGGUUGGGCGAAUAUUCAUGCUAACAGGUCCAAGGACACAUCGUGACAGCUUUCUUUGUGGGAUUCUUGCACUUCUGUAACCUAGCAGUAAGCGCGCGCUUGAGGCGUGGGAAUAUAGGCCGGCAAUGUCCUUUGAAUUUUCAGUUUAGGCUCGAUGGUUCGUCGAAGAAAAUCCUCCAGGGCUGGCGCAAAACAGUCGUCCAAGCCUAAAUAUGAUCCUAAGGAUGCCCGAAUAAAGAGAUGGGACACAGAAGCAGACAUACCUAAGAACGAUAUCGAUCUCUUCCAUGCAGAGAGAGACAAAAUAUUGCUGAAUGGGGCUGACACUGGUCGUCCGAGUUAUCUAGAAGAUUAUGAUAACGAGUUUGAAGUAUU